AAGAAGUGGUCUGAGGAAUUAUGGCGUCUGCAGUUGGUGCUCAAUAUUACUAAGCAAAAGACGACACAAAUGUCUCCAUUGAACCUUUUAAUUGGUUCUGAGGGGACAACUCCUGUGAUACAAGCUUUAGUCCGUGAUGUGGCUACUGAUUAUUCGGGAUCAAAUCGCCAGUCUUUACGGGAGUUAGCUAGGCAAAGGACGGCCGAACGUCUCAAAGAAAAUGAAAAGAAACAAAAUGAAUAUGUGAAUAAGGGACGUGAAUCGCCUCGCGCAUUUCAAGUCAAUGAUUUUGUAUUCGUCAUUAAGUACUCUCAAUCUAAAGGAAAAUUAGAUCCUGGAAUGCGUGGCCCUUAUAAGGUGACAAGAAUUCUUGAGAAUGGACGAUAUGAGUUACGGCUUGUGGCUGGAGACUAUGGCAAGCUGACUUAUGCUGCCGCUCAGUAUAUGGUGCCUUGGAAUGGAGAAUGGACCCCUGAUGAGUGUGCCGCUUUCUUUGAUAGUGUAGACCAAACCGAUGAGUUGACCCCUACGAGUAUAAAUUACCCUAUGGAAAUUAUCAGCGCCUUUGACCGAGGUGAUAAAGAAGCUGGACCUCAGACUGACGAGGACGCCAGGACAUCAGGAGAGGCCGUAUAAGGAGAAUUAGUGUGACUUUCCGAACGUCAUGCGUCAAGCUGUCAGAUGUCUUUUAAAGGCAUUCACUUUUUGGCGGGAAGCAGCGCGUUAUACGGUCAGGCGUAUCAUUGUAAACUGUUUAUGUAAUAAU
Molecule: messenger RNA, 766 nt
Organism: Vanessa atalanta (red admiral)
Lineage: Eukaryota; Metazoa; Arthropoda; Insecta; Lepidoptera; Nymphalidae
Exons: 2
Coding region: 70-636 (188 amino acids)
Source: RefSeq, a predicted model, not a curated record